AUGACCUCAGGACCAGGAGGAGACAUUUUGGACCAAACAUGUGUAAUCACGAGAGCUGUCGCAGAAAAACAUAUUCUCUCAGAGCAACACAGCACUGGCAGAGGGAUGGGAGACCUUAGGCCUUGGUCGCAGCAGAGGGAUGGGAGACCUCAGGCCUUGGUCGCAGCAGAGGUAUGGGAGACCUCAGGCUUUGGUCGCAGCAGAGGGAUGGGAGACCUCAGGCCUUGGUCGCAGCAGGGGGAUGGGAGACCUCAGGCUUUGGUCGCAGCAGAGGGAUGGGAGACCUUAGGCUUUGGUCGCAGCAGAGGGAUGGGAGACCUUAGGCCUUGGUCGCAGCAGAGGGAUGGGAGACCUUAG
This is a messenger RNA of Knipowitschia caucasica, 357 nucleotides long. Lineage: Eukaryota; Metazoa; Chordata; Actinopteri; Gobiiformes; Gobiidae. The record is from the annotation of a GenBank genome assembly.